AUGGCCAAUAGCACAGAGGUGAAAGACUUCAUCCUGGAUGGUCUAAGCAGUGCUGCGGAGCUACGGAUUCCCCUCUUCAUCUUGUCCACCCUGAUUUACCUCUUCUGCAUCUUGGGGAACCUGGGAAUGGUCCUGCUGAUCCUCUUGGACUCCCGUCUCCAUCCCAUGUACUUUUUUCUCGGGAACCUUUCCUUGGCAGACUUUGGGUACUCUUCUGCUGUCACUCCCAGAGUGAUGGUGGGGCUCCUUAUAAAUGACACGGUCAUAUCUUACAAUGCAUGUGCUGCUCAAAUGUUUUUCUUUGUCGUCUUUGUGUCUGUGGAAAAUGCCACCCUGGCAUUAAUGGCCUAUGAUCGCUAUGCUGCCGUGUGCCAGCCCUUGCACUACUCCACAGUCAUGUCGAGGUGCGUGUGCAUGCACCUGGUCAUGGGCUCCUACUUCUGUGGCUUCCUAGAUGCCUCUGUCCACACUGGGGGCACAUUCAGUCUCUCCUUCUGUGAGGCCAAUGUGGUCCACCACUUUUUCUGUGAUGUUCCAGCAGUCAGGGUUCUCUCUUGUUCAGAUAAACACAUUAUUGAGAUGGUUCUUAUUUUCCUUACAAGUUUCAAUGUCUUUGGUGCUCUUCUGGUUGUACUGAUCUCCUAUCUGUUCAUAUUUAACAUGAUCUUCAAGAAGCACUCUGCUCAGGGAUACCAGAAGGCUCUGUCCACCUGUGCCUCCCACUUCACGGCUGUCUCCAUCUUCUACGGGACCAUCAUCUUCAUGUACAUACAGCCCAGCACCAGCCACUCCAUGGACACGGACAAGAUGGCAUCCGUGUUCUACACCAUGGUCAUCCCCAUGCUCAACCCACUGGUCUAUAGCCUGAGGAAUAAGGAGGUCAAGGGUGCAUUUAAAAAGAUCUUACAAAGGCCAAAUUAUCUCUAG
This is a messenger RNA of Octodon degus (degu), 927 nucleotides long. Its product is annotated as olfactory receptor 5B2-like. The record is from RefSeq and is a predicted model, not a curated record. NCBI's taxonomy places the organism in Eukaryota, Metazoa, Chordata, Mammalia, Rodentia, Octodontidae. Gene Ontology annotation, biological process: sensory perception of smell; G protein-coupled receptor signaling pathway. Gene Ontology annotation, cellular component: membrane. Gene Ontology annotation, molecular function: G protein-coupled receptor activity; olfactory receptor activity; odorant binding.